Messenger RNA from Cynara cardunculus var. scolymus (artichoke), 1886 nucleotides. RefSeq names its product protein NRT1/ PTR FAMILY 5.10-like. The transcript has 3 exons. Gene Ontology annotation, molecular function: tripeptide transmembrane transporter activity; dipeptide transmembrane transporter activity. The record is from RefSeq and is a predicted model, not a curated record. NCBI's taxonomy places the organism in Eukaryota, Viridiplantae, Streptophyta, Magnoliopsida, Asterales, Asteraceae. The coding region runs from base 1 to 1581 and encodes 526 amino acids. Gene Ontology annotation, cellular component: membrane. Gene Ontology annotation, biological process: dipeptide transport; transmembrane transport.
AUGUUUUACGCAGGUGUUGAGGUGGCGGAGAGGUUUGCGUACUACGGCGUCAGUUCAAAUUUGAUCACAUACUUGACAGGAUCCUUGGGGCUGUCGACGGCAACGGCGGCCGAGAACGUGAACGCCUGGACUGGAACGGCGUCGCUUCUUCCACUCGUUGGCGCGUUCAUUGCUGAUGCUUUUCUCGGUCGAUACCUAACAAUUAUAUUUGCUACUCUGCUCUAUAUCCUGGCUCUUGCAUUGUUGGCCCUUUCAACUUUGCUUCCUUCUGAUUGUGAAAGUGAUGGGGGUGCCUCAUCUUGUUCUCCUCAGCUCCAAGUUAUCCUGUUCUUCAUUUCGCUCUAUCUUGUGGCCUUUGCUCAAGGUGGGCACAAGCCUUGUGUUCAGGCAUUUGGAGCUGACCAGUUUGAUGCAAACGAUCCAGAUGAAUGCAGAGCGAAAAGCUCAUUCUUCAAUUGGUGGUAUUUUGGAAUGUGUGUUGGCCCUACAGUUGGGAUCUUUGUUCUUAGCUACAUUCAAGACAACCUUAGUUGGGGUCUUGGCUUUGGGAUCCCUUGCAUCAUCAUGUGUUUUUCCCUGAUAAUAUUCUUGCUUGGAACAACGACUUACCGGUUUGGAGAGAAAAUGGAGGAUAAAAGUGCUUUCAUCAGGAUCGGCCAGGUGUUUGUUGAAGCAGCUCGGAAUUGGAGAACAACACCUUCAGCAAUAUCUGCGGAAGCGCAGGCUUAUGGAAACUUGCCUCAUCAGGGUUCUCAGCAAUUCAGAUUUCUCAACAAAGCCUUGCUUUCACCUGAUGGAUCAAGUGAAGAUGGAACUAUCUGUAGCAUCAGUGAGGUAGAAGAAGCGAAGGCAGUUCUUAGACUAGUCCCAAUAUGGGCGAGCUGUUUAGCUUAUGCAACUGUAUUUUCUCAAACUUCCACUCUAUUUACCAAACAAGGAGCUACCAUGAACAGGUCGAUUGGAUCAAGUUUCGAGAUUCCAGCUGCUACACUACAAUCUUUCAUCGGCCUCUCUAUUAUCAUCCUCAUUCCCAUCUAUGACACCAUCUUGGUUCCUCUUACUAGAGCUAUUACAAGAAAACCAUUUGGCAUAACAAUGCUUCAGAGAAUUGGAACCGGCAUCUUCAUAUCUAUCGUCUUAAUGGUGGUUUCAGCGCUCGUUGAGACAAAAAGACUCAAAAUUGCUUAUGAGUAUGGGUUAGUAGAUGAUCCGGCCGCAAUGGUCCCAAUGAAGAUAUGGUGGUUAUUACCUCAAUAUCUCUUGGCUGGAUCUGCUGAAGUUUUUACAGUCGUGGGUAUGCAAGAAUUCUUUUAUGACCAAGUGCCAAACGAACUCAGGAGCAUCGGUCUAGCGCUUUACCUCAGUGCCAUGGGGAUCGGCAACUUUCUGAGCAGCUUUCUCAUCUCAAUUGUCGAGAAAACCACAGGUCGAAAUGGUGAAGGCGGUUGGAUAUCGGAUAACUUGAAUCGAAGCCAUGUUGAUUAUUUUUACUAUCUUCUUGCGGGAAUUAGUGCGGGGGCUUUUGUGAUCUACAUCUAUGCUGCGAAAUCUUAUGUAUAUAAUCGAGGAAGAGGCUUGUAACGUUGAUGCAAUAUUCGGUAGAAGCACCCGCCACCAGGUGCAGGCGUUAUGAAAUUUUAAAGAUUCGGUGUGUGGUAUAUAUCCGGUUCAAAGAUUUGUUGGAAUGGUUGCAUCGCUCAUUAGGUUUGCGUAUCAAUCGGCUUGUACCGUGCUUUCACUAAUGAGAAUAGUUGUAAGUCCACUGGAUAUUUUGUUGGCUGUUUUCUAAAGCCUCAGGGUUAGUCGAAGUGUGUCAAGCUGACCCGGACGCCUAGGUUAAAAAAAUAGUUGUAACUGAGCUUCUCUAUGGCUUCUAGAACAGUUGA